AUGCAGCCCGUGUGGCUCUGCUGGGCGCUCUGGGUGCUGCCCCUGACCGGCCCCGGGGCGGCCCUGACCGAGGAGCAGAUCCUGGGCAGCCUGCUGCAGCAGCUGCACCUCAGCGAGGUGCCUGCCCUGGACCAGGGCGACGUGGGGCAGCUGGUCAUCCCCGCGCACGUGAGGGCCCAGUACGUGGCCCUGCUGCAGCGCAGCCACGGCACCUACUCCCGAGGGAAGAGGUUCAGCCAGAACUUCCGAGAGGUGGCCGGCAGGCUCCUGGGGUCCGACGCCUCCAGGCACCUGCUGGUGUUCGCCAUGGAGCAGCGGCUGCCCCCCGACCGCGAGCUGCUGCAGGCCGUGCUGCGCCUCUUCCAGGAGCCGGUCCCCGAGGCCGCGCUCCGCACGCACGGCCGGCUCUCCCCGCGCAGCCACCGGGCCCGGGUCACCGUCGAGUGGCUGCACGUCCGCGACGACGGCUCCAACCGCACCUCCCUCAUCGACUCCAGGCUGGUGUCCGUCCACGAGAGCGGCUGGAAGGCCUUCGACGUGACGGAGGCCGUGAACUUCUGGCGGCAGCUGGGCCGGCCCCGGCAGCCGCUGCUGCUGCAGGUGUCGGUGCAGCGGGAGCAGCCGGGCCCGCGGGCGGCCAGCGCCCACAGGCUGGUCCGCUUCGCCUCCCAGGGCCCGGCGGGCGGCGGGCGCGGCGAGCCGCAGCUGGAGCUGCACAGCCUGGACCUCGGCCGCUACGGAGCUCAGGGCGACUGUGACCCUGAGGCGCCGGUGACCGAGGGCACCCGCUGCUGCCGCCGGGAGAUGUACAUCGACCUGGAGGGGCUGAAGUGGGCCGAGAACUGGGUCCUGGAGCCCCCGGGCUUCCUGGCCUAUGAGUGUGUGGGCACCUGCCGGCAGCCCCCGGAGCCCCUGAGCUUCAAGUGGCCGUUUCUGGGGCCGCGGCAGUGCAUCGCCUCGGAGACGACCUCACUGCCCGUGAUCGUCAGCGUCAAGGAGGGAGGCCGGCCCAGGGCCCAGGUGGUCAGCCUGCCCGACAUGAGGGUGCAGAAGUGCAGCUGCGCCUCGGACGGGGCGCCCGUGCCCAGGAAGCUGGAGCCGUAGGUGGGGGUGUAGCCACUGGGGCCUCUGACUAGACACGUGCACCAAAGCAGAUCUUAAUGUAGGUCUUAAUUUUCUUCUUAGCAAGUUACCCCUGCUCUGAGUGCCCCUUUUUACCUUUCCUUGUGUUCUUCCAUUUCUUGUCCUCCUGUCUAUCACCCACCCUAAGCACUUACAUGAGUAACCAACGCAACUCGGAUUGCUGAGCUCUGGAAGGAAAUUCCAGGCUCCUUGCUAAAGGAUGCAGCUGAGCAUGGACAGACUGUCCGCUGGGAACUUCUGUUCUCUGGCUAAUUCUCAACUGAGUAUGGGACAACACACCCUAUGAUGAAAACUUGGAGAACAGAAUGAUUUACCCUAUUACCUGAUGAAUUAAAAGAAAACCAAAAAAUCCCUCUGUUUCCCCUAAAUGAGGAGGAUGUCUAAAAAGAACCCCAUCCCCCCAAAGGUUGAGCCAUUCUUGAUUUUUGUAAACAUACCUGGUUCCCCAUUCCCUGAGAGGUGCUGGGAGGGGCGAUAAGGGCUUCAGGCUAGAGGCAGUGGACAGGGAAACAGGACACCUGGCUUCUGGAUCUUACAGGGCCACCAGCUGUGACCUCAAGCAAAUGCCGAUGCCUUAGGGCCACUGUUUCCCCUUAGAAAGGAGGAGUUGGGAUUGCUCUAAGACUUCAUUGCCCUGGUGAUUAGACAGCCCUGACCUCACCCACUUCUUGGGAGAGCGAGCAUAGCCUUUGCUAAUUCAGGUUAUUUCUCCCACUGUUUUAGAGAACUUAUCACCAGAACCCACAUGUAUUUACAUUUUCUUUUUUAAUUUAGAAAAAGAAAUUGAAUGUAGAUAAUCUGCUGAAAUAAAAGUGAUGUUUCACCCAGUG
This is a messenger RNA of Equus quagga, 1973 nucleotides long. Its product is annotated as left-right determination factor 1-like. The transcript has 4 exons. Gene Ontology annotation, molecular function: cytokine activity; transforming growth factor beta receptor binding; growth factor activity. The record is from RefSeq and is a predicted model, not a curated record. Gene Ontology annotation, biological process: BMP signaling pathway; SMAD protein signal transduction. Gene Ontology annotation, cellular component: extracellular region. NCBI's taxonomy places the organism in Eukaryota, Metazoa, Chordata, Mammalia, Perissodactyla, Equidae. The coding region runs from base 1 to 1104 and encodes 367 amino acids.